AUCGCCUCUUUCCAAGUUUCCCUCCUCCUCCUCCUCCUCCCUCUGAGGGGUUAUAAACGUCCUAAGAAUGGCUAUCUUUACACAGUUCUCUAUGUGACAAGCUCAAGUCGAGGUGAGGGGGCCAUUCUGUUGCAUGCCUUCCUUUUGGCAAGUGACCAGCCCGAGCUUUUUUGGGUUACCUGGAUCAAUCGAGGAAGACGGAGGCGAUGGGGAAGAAACCGAAGGACAGACUAAUGAAGGAUGUCACAGGGACCCUGUUUUUAGCCGUCUUCUCUGCAGUCCUUGGCUUUUUCCAAUAUGGGUACUGCAUUGGAGUCAUCAAUGCUCCACAACAGAUCAUCAUGCUCCACUAUGGUAAAGUGCUGAAUAUUGCAUCGUCUGGAAACGGGACAGAUGACAUCCUUAAAAACCCCACCGUCAUGAUGCUCUGGUCCACCUCUGUUUCUGUAUUUGCUGUGGGUGGGAUGAUUUCCUCCUUCACUGUUGGCUGGAUUGGUGAAAAGAUGCCAAGAGUUAGAGCGAUGCUGCUGGUAAACAUUUUUGCCAUCUCUGGGAAUCUCUUUUUGGCCAUUGCGAAAUUUGGCCCCUCCCACAUUUUCAUCAUCAUUGGAAGAGUACUGACUGGGCUGCAUGGUGGGCUCUCCUCUGGACUUGUUCCACUGUAUGUUGGAGAGAUUGCCCCUGUCGCUCUUCGGGGGGCUCUGGGAUCAAUGAACCAGCUUGCUGUCGUUAUCGGCAUCCUCAUCAGCCAGGUUCUUGGCCUGGAUGUCUUGCUAGGAAAAGAUUCCACCUGGCCAUUGCUCCUGGCUCUCUCUGGCAUUGCUGCCGUACUCCAGAUUUUCUUGCUCUUUGGUUGCCCAGAGAGCCCUCGGUACUUGUACAUUAAAGCUUCAAAACAAGAGGAAGCCAAAAAAAGCUUGCAACGGCUGAGAGGAGAAAACUACUGCCCUGACAGAGAGCUUGAGGAGAUGGAGAAAGAGAAGGAAGAAGCCUCCAAAGAGAAGCCUGUCUCCAUUUGGCAGCUCAUCACCUCCCCUCUCUACAGGCAGCCAUUCCUGGUGGCCAUCGGGGUCCAUAUCGCCCAGCAGUUUUCGGGAAUUAAUGCUAUUUUCUACUACUCCACCGAUAUUUUUAACACCGCCCGCGUCAGCCAGCCUGUUUACGCGACCAUAGGCGUGGGAUUUGUGAACACCGUCUUCACUGUUGUCGCCGUUUUCCUGGUGGAGAAAGCAGGGAGGCGUUCGCUCUUCAUAGCUGGCCUCGCUGGCAUGAUGGUGUGCGCAACAACCAUGACUAUUGGGCUUGUCCUGCAGCCCAAAAUCGAAUGGAUGAGCUACAUCAGCCUGCUUUCCGUCUUCCUCUUUGUCAGUUUCUUUGAGAUCGGGCCAGGACCAAUUCCCUGGUUUAUUGUGGCCGAGCUAUUCAGCCAAGGCCCCCGCCCAGCUGCCGUCGCAAUGGCCGGCUUCAGCAACUGGUUCACUAACUUCUGCAUCGGAAUGUUCUUCCCAUAUGUCGCUAACAUCUGCGGACCAUAUGUGUUUCUGAUCUUUGCUGGCCUGCUCGUCCUCUUCAUUGUGUUUGUUUAUUACAAAGUGCCAGAAACCAAAGGAAAGUCCUUUGAGGAAAUUGCAGAAGAGUUCCGUCGCCGAGGCAAAAGCGGGGGCCAAGGGCCCAGAACAGCCACCGAAAUGGAGCGUCUGGGAGGCACCUCCGAGGCAUAGUGCCUAUCCCUGCAAGAAGGAAGAAUGGAAAGAACAUGCUGCCGGGAUACAUUCUGGAGGAAGCAUUUAUUUAAAACGUAAAAAAAAAAUGGGAAGUGAUCUUGAUAGGUUGAGUCUGUUCUGUGGCUUUGGCUGGAUGUCAUUUGCAGAGCUGUGUCUGUUUCUCCCACUACUUCAGGAGUUCGUCUAAUGCAGAGUUGCAAAGUCUCAAAAGCUGUUGUGCAAAAGAGGCGGAGGAGGUAGCUAGGCAGGGAUCUGUGCCCCAGUCAAUUUGUUAUGUGGUUGGUGCUGGGUUGCCCCGGAGAACCAGGAAGUAAAGAUGGUGGAGGAACUCAAUUCAUUUCUCACGUAAAAGCGAAUUUUCCCAAUUCACACUUUGCAAAACAAAGUGCAAUCUGAAACUCAAAAUUCACUCGUCACCGAAUUUUGCAAUGCAGUUCUUCAGCCGAGUAACGUGUACCAAAAAUGCACCUAACUAGGGUAAAAUGUGUGUAGAGAUGUAAAUAUUGGUGAAAUUUACACUGAAAAUGCAUGGCUUGGCAGGGGGAAUUGCUUUGCAAAAAUGCGGGAUUAGGCAAAAUGGCAUACAAA
Molecule: messenger RNA, 2312 nt
Organism: Podarcis muralis (Common wall lizard)
Lineage: Eukaryota; Metazoa; Chordata; Lepidosauria; Squamata; Lacertidae
Gene: SLC2A2
Product: solute carrier family 2 member 2
Biological process (GO): dehydroascorbic acid transport
Cellular component (GO): brush border; plasma membrane
Molecular function (GO): D-glucose transmembrane transporter activity
Source: RefSeq, a predicted model, not a curated record